Molecule: messenger RNA, 1436 nt
Organism: Chara braunii
Lineage: Eukaryota; Viridiplantae; Streptophyta; Charophyceae; Charales; Characeae
Source: the annotation of a GenBank genome assembly
CGGAUCUUCCUCUCAGGGUGGUGCCUCUACGAGCACACCCCAGGGAAACACGUCGGGCAAGUAGAGGUUAGAGCUGCCUCUGGUCAUGCUGAAGUGGAAGAUGUCCCCUCAACACUUCAGAAGUUGGUCGAAGCUGACUCACUUGUCACCCCGCAGAUGCAUCUAGACCAAACGACGCUCUGUACGUUAGAUGUACCUGAGGCCUUAAAGGAGUGGUCAGCAAGAGACCCUCGUGAGUCUUGGGCGGCUAAGUCAAAAGGUCCUAGAGGGGAGCACUUCGUUGUGGAAGUCGGUGUAGGUGGCCGCAAGUAUGGCGCCUUUAUAGACAAUGGAUCCACGCGGAACUUCAUAAGUCGCGACUGUGUUGAAAGGCUGCGUCUAGGGGGCCGGGUGCAGCGGCUAAGUAGAUUUAUGGCUUCUACUUUAGCCAACAAUGAUUGCACGUUUGUCCAUGAUUACGUCAAGUACGUGGUCUGCACCUUCUCCUAUGGAGGAGGGGAACUUAAUCAUAAGAUUUUGUUCCUAGUUAGCGGUGACUUACCGUUCGACAUUCUGUUGGGUAUGCUCAAGCAUGUGUUGUCAGAUGCGAGAACUGUUAGACUAGCUAAGUACAAGGCUAGGAGAUUGCGGUUAGACCGGAGGUACGGUCUACACAAGUUUGUGGUGAUGUCGUUUGGUCUUUGCAAUAUGCCGGGUACAUUUCAGCACGCUGUCAAUAGGAUAUUUCACAACUACUUAGAUAAGUUUAUCUUUGUGUACCUCGACAUCCUUAUAGUUAGCAAGAUUGUUGUGAAGCAUGCAAAACACGUUGACCUUGUGCUUGGACUCCUGCGGCAGCACAAGUAUACGAUCAACUUGAAGAAAUGCGAGUCUGGUCGCACCAAGAUCUUAUACUUGGGUCAUGAGUUAUCCGCGGAAGGUGUUAAGAUGGAAGAUGCGAAGGUGGCUAGCAUUCGUGACUCGCCACGACCUCAGUCUGUGACAAAGGUCAGAUCCUUCUUGGAAAUGAUAGGCUACUACCGCAAUUUCGUAAAGAACUAUAGUACAACGGCUUCCCCCUUGACGGAUCUAGCACGCCUUGACACUCCUUGGGAAUUGACAGAUGAUUGUGAGAGGACCUUCAAGCGAUUGAAACAUGCGCUCAUGCAUCAUGAGGUCCUCAUGCUCCCUGAUCCCGCGAAGCCAUUCAUUGUAACCACUGACGCAAGCCAAUAUGGCAUUGGCGCAGUGUUGGCUCAACACGAUAGGAAAAACUUGAAGCCGAUCGAGUAUAUGAGUAAGAAGAUGCCAUCAAAGAAGUUGGCGAGAUCCACAUACGAGAGGGAACUCUUCGUCUGUACAAAGCUUUAACCCACUGGACACAUUAUCUGUUGGGCAGAUUGUUUUAUUGAGAUCUGACCACUAGACACUCAAGUGGAUAAAGACGCAACCGAUUC